AGAGUCGGGACGGAAGCGACGAGAAGAAGGCAGAACUGUUGGUAAAUAAUGUGAACUGAUACGACAUCGUGACCUACAUCACGUGCUACAACUUCCGUUCAGCAUCAGUCCACGUGUUGUGAGCACAGACAGGUGAAGUAGGAAGCACAGGGACAGGCGCCCAACCACACAUCAUCUCCGAAUUCGUUGCUGACGGUUUGAAAAAUCCCUCAACCGAUAACAACACAUGGGACAGACGUCAGCAUAGCCAUACAACAACCAGUCAACACAGCCACACAACAACCAGUCAACACAACAACCAGUCAACAACCAGUCAGCACAGCCAAUCACAGAUGGAUCGUCAGGGAUUACCAGGAAUUGAAGAUCUUUUUCGCGAGCAAGAGAGGCUGGCCAAGAAACUCAGUCAGGAGGAACUCAACGUUUUGCGCCGGUACGUGCGUCGAGCGGUGCACGCCGAGUGCGAGUCCGUGGUGGCGCGCAUGCGCUUUCUGCAGGCUGCGCACGACGUCAACGAGCGGCACUUCCGGCAGGCGCUGGACAUGCUGCAGAAGGACCUGACGCGCGAGAAGACCGUGGCCAGCGAGUUCAAACGAGAGUUCGCCAGCUUGUCGCGCGUGCUGCAGGCGAGGGAGCAGCGUCACAAGGACCAGCAGGACAUCAUGGCGGCUGAAGUGCGACACAGCAGGACAGUCGCGGAGGAGGCGAGAAAGAAGACUGAAGAGCUGGAGGCCCUUGUGCAGCUAAAGGAGAAGGAGUUGCUACGCAACAAAGACAUGGUUGUUGACCUGGAGGAUGAGCUAGUCAAGCACAAGAACUGCCUGCAGAUCAAGGACGAGGCUGAACGGCUGAGGAGGGACGUCCUCCGACUGAAGGUGGACAACGAGGCGCUGCGCAAACGUCUGUCUGCCGAUACCCCACGUCUGGGCGGCGGGGAAUGCUGGACCGAUUGAAGACCUCCAACGGAUGUCGAGUGGCAGAGAGAGGACCAAAGUGGGCCUGGGUGGGCCGGAACUGAAAAGCAGAAAUCAGGUGACUGCAGAGCCUGUGGGUCCCUACUGCUCGUCGCCCACAUGCAGAGCGCUAAGGGACUUGGAGGAGUGCCGCGCCCUCUACGUCAGGAAGUGCCAGGAGGUGGUCCACCUCACCGAGGUCAUCGCGCAGCGCCAGCAAACGUCACGCAAACCAAUUCGCUCGUCGCUAAGCAACCCUGGAGGCCUCGGAUACGCAUCUGUGACAGCGCGGAAUGUCCAGCGAAGGCAGAAGCAACUCAGGCGAUGUGUUGUCAACACCAAGUCCCUAGCAAACUCUGGGGCACUCCCGGGUAGCGGUGGUCAAACAGCAACACACAAGUAAACUGUUCUACUCGCAGUGAACUCUGGUCCAGCCACCAACCCAUGGAAGCCAGCUUCAUCGCGGUUGUCCUCUGCGUGAUGUAACAAGGGAAGGUGAACUAAAACUUGUGCAAGUAUCUCAUCGUAUGACAACACAUUAUUUCUGUAGUUUCUAUUUCUUUGUCACAGUGGACCAUGCACUCGUUAUCCCCAUGUAACUCUAUCAUCCGUGUAGCUUUGGCAAUAAAAGACAUUCAGUUAGUGCAAAGUCUACCUGUUAUCUGAAUGGUCUCGUAAUUUUUAAAAAAAACUGCACCUAUCCCCAAAUCCUUAGUGUACUGUCUGGAUUUGAUUAGCUCCCCUUUAGAUGUUCCUUUUGUCUUAACCCAGUAGUGCAUCAAAUACAGUAAUCAAAGACUUGUUUCCCAUGGUUACCACAGAUCCUCUUGAUUAUAUUUGUAUUUAUCUUUCACUCACUUUUAAUGA
Pomacea canaliculata is the source of this 1817-nucleotide messenger RNA. Its product is annotated as putative WEB family protein At4g17210. Lineage: Eukaryota; Metazoa; Mollusca; Gastropoda; Architaenioglossa; Ampullariidae. Bases 333 to 950 code for a protein of 205 amino acids. The transcript has 4 exons. The record is from RefSeq and is a predicted model, not a curated record.